UAAACUGAAUGAUGGUGGCCGAAUUUUCCUUGGCGAUAUUCGUAGUCUCGGACUUGACGUACACCACGACUUAGCACGGGUUCUUCACUGUGAUCCUUCACCUGACUUGUCUACUUUCGAGAUACAAGAAAGACUGGAGUCAUUGCAAUAUCGGCAGAACGAACUUAAGGUGAAUCCAUCGUUCUUUUUCCAGUUUCAAGAAAAGCUUGACGGCCGCAUCUCGCACGUCGAAAUUUUGCCCAAGUUAAUGACCACUCACAAUGAGCUCAGUCAAUUCCGCUACCAAGUUGUCCUCCACAUUGGGUCGCAGCCUCCACCUUUAGCCGCGCCAACCCAAUGGAUCGAAUACAGUUCGAUUUCCGACUUGAAGUAUAUACUCGGUUCUAGUUCUGAUCAGACUUUGGCCGUGCGCGGUAUUCCAAACUCCCUUGUGGCCAGGCAAGAGGUGAUACUGCGACUCUUACGCGAUAGCAAACCUCCGUUGACCGCUUUGGGGCUUACUCAAGCUGCGGCUGCUGCGGACUGGUGCGUUCAAGCGCUGUCGCCAUACGAUAUUACGUCUAUUGGUAUUGAAUAUGGAUGGCAUGUCGAGCUUAGUUGGAAAUCCUUGGGCGUUGAUCGGACCCUCGCUGCUGUAUUUUCUCGCACGUGUUCUGACAUCAAGGCUGACUUUGGUAACAAUCGCAUAGACGAUGAACCAGCCAGCACUCCUGACACGAGCACUGCUGUACCUGGUUCAGACCCUGGGACCUUGGCCGUCCGGCUACAGGCGUUGUGUCGCGAGAAGCUCCCAUCUUACAUGGUGCCAGACCAUGUGAUCUUCAAAGAUACAUUGCCCUUGACCAGCAAUGGCAAAGUAGACCGUAGAAUGCUUGCCCAGCCCACCUAUUGGGCACAGGAUGUGGAUUUUUUGGUCCAACAGGUGGACUUGUAUGAACCGCAAAAUGACACCCAGGCUCGUCUCCAAAGAUGCGUCGGGGAAGUAUUGGAAUUGGAUGCUUUAAAAGUAUGUGAUCACAGGGUAUGCUAUAAACCACGGUUG
Molecule: messenger RNA, 1042 nt
Organism: Serpula lacrymans var. lacrymans S7.9
Lineage: Eukaryota; Fungi; Basidiomycota; Agaricomycetes; Boletales; Serpulaceae
Exons: 1
Biological process (GO): amino acid activation for nonribosomal peptide biosynthetic process; secondary metabolite biosynthetic process
Cellular component (GO): cytoplasm
Molecular function (GO): phosphopantetheine binding
Source: RefSeq, a predicted model, not a curated record